GAACGCAAGGCCAGUAAUAACUGACGUACGAGUUUGUUUCUGUGUGUGUAGCUUUUAACGUGUUUACUGCUGAUCGUUGAAGCUUGAAAAAGAAAAAUAGGUGGGAGUACUAAGAGGCACUACUUUUUAUGUGGGGCAAACGAACAUUUCCGAAUUUGAAGACUUCCAGGCAGUGUCCGUUUGUCCUGUUUUGUAAACGUAGGCGGGAGACAAGUUAAAGAACUGGGAAGCGGACGUCGUUACUUGCAGGAUAAAGAAGCUGAGAAAGAAUUUACUGCUCUUGAUCGGAAUUCUGAUAUUAAUACUGAGAGCGCUGCAUUAAGAAUGAUGUCAGCAGGCGAGGAGGUGCGAUCGGUCGUUUUGACUGGCUACGGCGGGUACGAGUGCCUGAAGGUGAAGCCAUGGCCUAUCCAAGCGCUUGGGGCAGGUGAUGUGCGGGUGGCCGUGGCGAUAUGUGGCGUGAAUUUCUCAGACCUGUACACCCGUCAGGGUAUGUUGCGGGAGCUACAGCCACCCCUUGUGCUGGGGACAGAAUGCGUUGGGGAGGUGACAGCUGUGGGGGCUGCCGUAGCGCACAUCAAGGUGGGGGACCAUGUUCUCUGCUACAAGUUCACUGGAGGCCUAUAUCGAGAUCAUGUGGUAGUUGCUGCAUCACACUGCUUUGUGCUGCCUCCUGGUAUGAGCUAUGAAGACAGUGCAGCCUUACCAGCCAACUACUUGACAGCAUACUUCUGUGUGCACGACAUCGGACACAUGCGUGCUGGGCAGAGCAUCUUCAUAUCAUCCUGUGCAGGUGGAGUGGGAUGGGCAGCCACCCAGCUUGCCUGCUCAGCAGGGGAUGUUACCAUCUUUGGUACUUGUAGCCCAGAGAAGCAUGACGCAGUUCGAGAAAAUGGUGUUACUCAUCCACUGACCUAUGAUGGCUAUGAACAGGAGCUACUGAAACAUAGUCCUGAUGGUGUAGACAUCAUCAUUGACAACAUGGCCAGCAGUGCCUUCACCAUAAACCAGCGUCUGCUGAAACCUUUGGGACGGAUCGUGGUCAUUGGCGCAAACAGUAUGGUGACUGAUAGUCAGAAGUUUGGGUGGUGGAGUUUUCUGCGGCUAUGGUGGAGCACAAAAAAUGUCAGUGCUAGGGACCUCAUUAUGCAGAACCGUGUAGUGGCAGGUCUGCACCUUGGCCUGCUGAUGGAGAGGCAGCCCAACACCAUUCAAUCAGCCAUGAGCCACUUGUUCCAGUUGUAUGAGCAGGGGAAAAUCAAGCCACACAUUGAUUCCAUAUGGCCAUUCGAUAAGGUUGUAGAGGCCAUGAGGCUGCUGGCCGAACGGAAGAAUGUGGGAAAAGUGCUGCUGAGAGUUGAGACAGCAGACAAGUAGUGGAGUGUUAUUAUGUUCCACAUGUUGGGGGAUGUGCUUCUUUGAUAUUGGCUUGAGAAUCCAUAAGACAGAUAUGUAGAAAACUCAGUUUGUACAUUUAUACUGUAAAGAUAAUUUGAAACAUAAAUUUUGAUUGUAAUGUCUCAUUUA
Molecule: messenger RNA, 1527 nt
Organism: Cryptotermes secundus
Lineage: Eukaryota; Metazoa; Arthropoda; Insecta; Blattodea; Kalotermitidae
Product: synaptic vesicle membrane protein VAT-1 homolog
Exons: 7
Coding region: 325-1377 (350 amino acids)
Molecular function (GO): oxidoreductase activity
Source: RefSeq, a predicted model, not a curated record